Molecule: messenger RNA, 8022 nt
Organism: Alligator mississippiensis (American alligator)
Lineage: Eukaryota; Metazoa; Chordata; Crocodylia; Alligatoridae
Product: protocadherin gamma-A4
Exons: 5
Coding region: 2731-5403 (890 amino acids)
Biological process (GO): homophilic cell-cell adhesion
Cellular component (GO): plasma membrane
Molecular function (GO): calcium ion binding
Source: RefSeq, a predicted model, not a curated record
CUCCCCUUGGCAGGCUUCAGGCGGAGCCGGAGCCGUUUGACAGAUCAGGUGCUGCUGUGACGGCGGGAGCACAGCGGGAAGGGCAAGGAGGGGUCCUGGUCCGGGACGCAUCCACACUCGGAAAAGUAGCGCGUCGCUCUCAUGUCUUCCUCCCCCGGGUGCGGGCACACAGCAUCGGUCCUGCUACUCUGGCCUUUGUCCGGAACCUGGCUUGGCUCUUGUCGCUGCUGAAGUGGCCUCUCGACAGCUGCAGCUUCUUCCCGGCUGCCCGCAGGGAGCUCAGAGCUAUGGCUGCGAGCGGCGCCUUGGCUGUGGAGGAGCGCAGUGACGUCCUGCUGCUGCCCGCGGAGCUGCCGCCGGGCCCUGCCGUCGACAAGGGUCUCUAGAAAGGGUGUCGGGAAAGGCUCCCGCGUUUUCCAUCCGCGCCGCGCGCGUGGAGAUUGCCGAGUCUGUGACUCCAGGGGCGUCUGGAGGGAGCGGAGUAGUUGCACACUGGGUCCCACUCCCUCGGCUCUCCCGGCUGAACCUGCCCGGAUUCUUCACCUUGAUGUGAGGAAUCCCCGAGGUGGAGGGAAAGCCUCCAUCUGGUGCUGGGAAAGGCUCUGGGCAAGGAUUCGCAGGCUCUACACCGCCUGCUAAUCACAGCCCUGGUCAGCGGGUUUCCUGCUAAAUCGGGUGCUGGUCUCAGCUGUUUUCAACUAGUUCCGUACUAAACUGGAAAAUGCUCCAGAGGCGUCAGUCGGAAUAACACAGAGUACGAGGGACCAGAUAAGGAGAAAAUGGGGAGAUCGACUCUCUUUCAGUAUCUCAGUAAUCGGAAAGCCCGCAAGUUGAUCAUUGUCCAUAAAAAGACUGGAGAGCUACGAAUCCUAGGAAAUGGGGGCUCUGAAGAGGGCUCAGUUCACAAAAUCUGAGUGAAGACGUUACCAUGAGCCUACGGUUAGGAGGUGGGACUUUGGGCGGGGGAGAGCGGAGCAUCUGAGGACAGGAUUGAGAUCACAGCUACAGUACCAGGAUCACGGGCCCUUUCCAGCUGGAGCGGGUGGCGAACCUGUUCAGUCUCUGCCAGCACGAGAGAGAUCAGAGCCACCCGAGCCCUCCUGGGACAGAACUGUCCCGUACCAGAGAUAGCCCUCGUGGUCAGGGACAGUGAGGAGCCACCCAUGUUUACCAGGACGCCUGUGAGAAUGAAUAUGAAGGAGGACCCACCCCAGACUUGAAGCACUUUUCCCAGUUGCUGAUGUGCCCCAUUGCUACUCUGACAGUGGUCUCGGGCCUCUUCGCUGUUCUUGUCAUAUAUUUCUGGCCUUGAGUGCCAUAGAAACACAGCCGCUCCGACACACCUUGCACUACUUCUCUGGGAAGGAAAAAGCUCCGUAGAAAGGUGAGGCAUUUUGGAGAUCUUCAGAUGAAUGUCAGACUGGAUCAGAAGCUGAGGUUCUCGGUUGCCUUUGCGGGAGAUCCUUUUCUCUUUAUCCUCGUCAAAGGCCCUUUAGACUCAUUCAGAGAAAAGCAACUGCUCGGUUAGUUCACAGGACACCAGGAACACGGACACUCUCCUGCAUGUCAAUCAUCUCGGAAUCUGCAAAUAGGCUGUGAUUUAGCACAUUCUUAUGACGCUGUCAAUUUGUUGACAGAUUACUUAUUUUUUUGGUGACUCGUGUUUUGAGAACAUCGUUUACCCUUUAGUUCCGAGUGAGGGGUUGGCUUUAACAUCGAAGUCCUUGGUGAAGAAGGCAGAAUAUAAAAUAGCGUUAACAAUUGCACUGUUGUCUGCCUGCAGCAGUCCUGAAAAGGUUACAGUCAAGUUGUAGGUUUCUGAAAAUCACACUUGUUCCGUAAAACUACAGCGAAAUCCUCACAGACAGUGCUGCUAAAAUGAUAAUUUCUCUCUUUUUGAGUACUGGAUUAUUCCUGUGACUCUGAGACACCGUGACUUACUGUUUCCUGAUUCUUGCGUUGCGGGGUGGUAGUUACUGGGUGUUUAGCAAGUAAGACCUUUUAUCUGGUUAUAUCUACGGCUCAAAAAUUAUAUUGAGGGCAUUCUGCCAACUGAGUGAAAAUGUGCUGUGGAGUCUUCAUCUGGCCAUCAAGCUAUACUAAGUCCUUUUUCACGGAGCAUAAAAAGCCACUCAUCACAGAGACCAUAGCUCUGCAUGCAUCACAGCCGGGGAUUUGUUCUGUGUUCGGAGGAGAUGGAUGAUAGCUGAAGUCACCAUUGUGGUUGUUUAAGAGAAACUGUGAGGAUGUUUGUACCUUGUGUGCUUCCCAGACAUGCUGUUUCCUUGAGAACCAGAAUGUGAGCAUCUAAACUUAGCUGCCAACGCGAAUGACUAAAAGCUUGUGAAACGUAAUUCUGUGGGAGUUGGUCCUGCUGACGCAGACUAGAAGCGCUAGUUUAUGUACCUUUAAAAGGUUUAGGAGGGGUUGUCAUUGGCCGACAGCGGAUGGAGCUGUUAUCCAAUUAGCUGCUGAUCUAAGAUGCGGGGAUCUGCUCUUCCUAGUUCUACUCCCCUCCUCCAGCGCCAUGGCUGAGAUUCAGCUCUCCUCCCCCAUCCCACCCCCUCUACUCUGACUAACAAUCGCUGCUGCAGCCAAGCAAAUCUGAGAGCUGUUGUAAUAGCUGUGGAGAGGAAAACCGAGGGAUUUUAGCCGCUGAUAUCCAGACCCCGGCUCGUCUUUUGAGCCGAGACCGGACAAAGACUCCUCCUAAGAGAGGAGAACUCAGAAAUGGAGCCCCGAAGGCCCCGGCAACCCCCUUGGAAAUGGCUGCGCCUGGGGUCCGAGGAGAGCAGACGGUACUUUGUCGUGAGCCUGGCCAGCGGCAAUUUGCUGGUGAACGAGCAGAUAGAUCGAGAAAGCCUGUGUGGAGCCAGUGUGAGCUGCGUGCUGCCGGUGCAGGUCGUUAUAGAAACCCCCCUGGAGCUCUUCCGCCUGGAGGUCGAGAUUCUGGACUUGAAUGACAAUUCUCCCAGGUUUCCCACCACCCAUCGCACUGUGAGGAUAGCGGAAUCCUCCACCUUGGCUGCGCGCUUUCCUCUGGACAAUGCCCAGGACCCAGACGUGGGGACUAACACUGUCAGUUCCUACCAUCUCAGUCCCAACCCGCACUUCUCUCUGACCGUAAAGAACCUGAAAGAUGGCAAACUUUUCCCAGAGCUGGUGCUGGAGCGUGCUCUGGACCGGGAAGAGCAAUCUGAACACCAGCUGGUCCUGACCGCCUUUGAUGGAGGAAACCCUGCCCGGUCGGGAACCGCACAGAUAACCGUGGUUGUUUUGGAUGCCAAUGACAAUGCCCCACUGUUCGAUCACCCCGUGUACAAGGUCAGCCUUCUGGAAAAUACCCCGGUGGAGACUCUGCUCAUUAAACUCAACGCUACUGACCCAGACGAGGGCCCCAAUGGAGAAAUACAGUACUCUUUUGGAGUUCACACGUCUGACUCAAUCCGGAAGUUGUUCGCCUUAGAUCUCCACACCGGGGAGAUCACUGUUCAGGGAGCUCUGGAUUUCGAAGAAACGGGUUUCUAUGAAAUCCACAUAAAAGCCAAAGACAAGGGAGUGCCGGAAAUGGAAGGCCACUGCGUCGUUCAGGUGGAAGUGGAAGACGCCAACGAUAACUCCCCAGAGGUCCUGAUGACCUCCCUGGUGAAUCCAGUGCCUGAAAACACUCCGUUGGAAACCGUGGUGGGGCUCUUGAAUGUGCAAGACCGUGACUCUGGGGUCAACGGGGAGGUGAGCCUAGAAAUCCCACCAAGUCUGCCAUUCAGAAUCAAAUCCUUCGACAACCACUAUUCCCUGAUCACCCGCGAGAGCCUGGACAGAGAAAAGAUUGCCCAGUACACGAUCGAGCUGACCGCCAGGGACGCGGGGUCCCCGGCUCUAACCACGAAGAUCACUAUACUGCUGAACAUCUCCGACGUCAAUGACAACUCCCCCAGCUUCUCCCAGCCCUUCUACAACUCCUUCCUGCAGGAGAACAACCCCCCGGGCUCCUUGCUCUGCACUGUGUCCGCUGCUGACCCAGACGAAGGAGACAAUUCCCGCCUCACUUACUCUAUAGUUGAAAGCGAAAUCCAGGAAGCUCCUGCCUCGUCUUUUGUCCAUAUUAACCCGGACGACGGAAAUAUUUAUGCCCAGCGCACUUUUGAUUUUGAGCAGUUUCGUGUCUUGCAGAUUCCCGUGGCUGUGCAGGACUCUGGGUCUCCACCUCUCAGUUCCAAUACUACCGUCUACAUUUUUAUUCUGGAUCAGAACGACAACUCCCCCGCCAUUCUGUACCCGGCGAUUGGCGGAGGGGUUGCAGAGCCCCAAAGGGUCCCCCAGUCUGCACCAGCGGGGUACCUAGUCACCAAAGUCACAGCAGUAGACGCAGAUUCUGGCCAUAACGCCUGGCUCUCAUAUUCGCUGCUGCAGCAGUCUACAGAUCCCACCUUGUUCCGGGUUUCUCCUUACACGGGAGAAAUCCGGACUACCCGCGGGUUCCAAGACUUAGACCGCGCUGAGCAGAAAAUCCUCGUGCUAGUCAAGGACAACGGGGACCCUGCUUUGUCCAGCACGGUCACCAUCCUGGUUUCCUUGGAAGAAAAAAUAUCUGAGGAAAGCUUCAAAGCUCGCGAUUUCCUUCCAGAUCCCAAAGCUAAACCUGACCUGACCCUCUAUCUGAUUAUCGCGCUAGUGGCUAUUAGCAUGGUCUCUCUGGUUACUUUCAUCAUACUGUCUGCAAAAUGCCUUAGGAAAAAAGAUAGAGAGUCCCCCUGCUGCGGCCUGAGCGAGUCGCCCUCCAGGGAUUUUUUCAAACACUCCAGCCCAAAGCUUCAGUUGAACUCGGAUGGCACGUUAAAGUACAUGGAGGUGACCCUCAGGCCCUCAGACACUCAGAGCCAGUGCUAUCGGACCUGCUUUUCUCCGGGGUCAGACAGGAGUGAUUUCACGUUUCUGAGACCUUUGAGCUGUCCCCCCGCCAGCACCCUUCCGAUGGAAACUGAUGCUUUCCUACCUGGUAAAAAUACACUGAACGAACCCGGCCAGCAAGCACAGCCUAAUACUGACUGGCGCUUCUCUCAGGCCCAGAGACCUGGAACUAGCGGCUCACAGAAUGGAGAAGAAGGUGGAGCUUGGCCAAACAACCAGUUUGAUACUGAAAUGCUUCAAGCCAUGAUCAUGGCAUCAGCAAAUGAAGCUGCUGAUGGGAACUCCACUCUUGGUGGGGGAACUGGCACUAUGGGCCUCAGUGCAAGGUACGGCCCCCAGUUCACACUGCAGCAUGUCCCAGACUACAGGCAGAAUGUGUACAUCCCUGGCAGCACUGCCACUCUCUCCAACUCCUCAGGUAAACGAGAUGCAAAGAGCUCGGGAUCUUCAGGAGGAAACAAGAAGAAGUCAGGGAAGAAGGAAAAGAAGUAAAAUUGACAGGAGACCAUCAGCAGGUUAGACCUACAGGGCAGACCCCUCCAGCACUCCCCCAAAUCACAACCUAGGAUGGAGGGUGAAUGUGAAUUUUGCAUUGGAAAAGUAGGGACUACUAUGAAUGCAUGUCAUUGUCAGAGCUAGGGGUAGGGAUCCUACUGUUAGUCCUCAUGAUAUAAAUCAAUCUGGAAACAAAAAAGCAAGUGCCCUGUUAAUACAAACUCAUAUUUUGUACUAUCACUCGGGUAAUUUAAUAUGCAAGGCUGUAAAGUCUUUAAAACAUGUAUUUGGAUUUGGUUCACUCCAGAAUGGUCUGAGAAAGCUUCAAGGCUUGUACUUGGCAUUGUCCAAUGUAAAUAAGUUUAACAUGGAUUUUUUUUUUAAUUUAUGAACCACUGAUCAUUUUUCUGAGGAAAAAACAUUCCCAGAUUAGAGCUCAUGCUCCAUAUUUUGAUAUUUAACUUUCUUUUAGUAAACUUCACCCUGAUUACCCUUGAAGUUCCUAGUUAAGAAGUUGGUAGGGAGUGCUUCAAUUCCUGUUUACCUAUUAUUCUCAAAAAAUAAGUGUUUACACUGCACUAGUUUGAAGUAACAAGCUUAAAGUGCAUUUUAAACAUUUUUUUUUUAAAUGUGACCAAUAAUGGCCUAAAAUAUGGAACAAAAAUCAUGGUAUGAGACAGACAGGAAAUGCAAUUGAACUGCAGUGGAAAUGGCCACAGUGCAGAACACACCACUCCAAUUAUAAGAUGUGGUGUGUAGCCACGCUACAUACUACUGUCCUAUUGAUUAUACAGGCCUCUACAAAUACAUCUCAACAAUUCAUUGCAGUAAAUAUUUAUGUGUACAGGAAAUGUUUUCUUGGAAUUAAAAGUUUAAAAAGUCCCCUGCUGUAAGCACAGAGAGCUCAAAGCAAUGAAAUAGCUAUCUAUGUCUUUAUCAAGGGUGGAUGCAUUUGGAGACCAAUCUCUGUCAUAGGGAACAGAGACAGAAUGCUUCACAUUUCUGUACAUUGCAUUGCAUGCAAAAUACUCACCUCAUGUCUACAGUAAGGUAACUAACUCCACCACACCCAAAGAAGCCAUUGCAUGUGUGUACAGCAUGAUAUAAAUGCACAGUCAGAUAAACAAGUCUCAGCGCAGACUGAGCAAUGUCUAUCUAGGAGUAGGUUUGAAUAAUAAAAGAGACACUGCUAUCUCCUACAGCAGCGAUGAAAUCCACACAUUUCAUGUCUGUGCAGAGUUGCCAAAGAAUAGGCUUAGUUCACUGGCCUUCAGAACUGGAUACCAAGUAAGUGACAGUUGGUUUGCUGGAGCCAGGGGACCAGACUUAUAGAUAAAGGAUCCAAGAACUGGAGCUUAGCCCUUGCCACUGACUACAAAGCCAGUGAGCCUGGGGAUGCUCACAAGCUGUCUGUCAGGAGACUAUGAGGAAGGAUUCUGAUACUUUUGAGGCUGUUACAGGACCAUUCAUUCACUCUAGCCCAGAUUCUAACUGUACCCAGAAAAUUAUCUGAGACUCAAAAUAUGCUAGAUUUAAUAAGAAACAAACAAACUUUCUUUAGUUGUUGAUACCCCUGGCAUUGGGAUUUUUAACCACAUUUAAUGGAGUAGAAUGAUCAGGGCCUCUUCACUGUGUGCCCCCUGUAGCUGUUUUCCCUUUUCACUGCUGAUCCAAACAAAGUGAAGAGAGAGUGCAUUGUGCCCUUGCUACAUAGUCAGCUUGGCAUUAAUUCCUUGUAAACACUAAGUCAUCCAGGAAGGCUAUAUUAUGACCUUAUGCCCUACUUAAUCCAGAAAGGUUGUGCAUGCCCUUUGCACUGGGCCAGCUUUCCAUAUCAAAGUAACUGUGACUGACCUGGGAAGGCAGAAUGGCGUGGGGUGUCUGUAGCAUGAAGAAGAAACAUAUAGAGAUAAACACGAUGAGUUUUCUGUAACUUCUAAUGCAGAACUCACCUGAGCAGAUCACCUUCUAUGAUCACCUCAGGUUAACUGUAGACAGCUGGCAUGCUUACCUGGCUUGUCAGUAACCCAGCCCUGGCAGUAUUCAGCAGAGCAUUGUGCACUAACUAAUGCCUCACUAGCCAAUUUCUGUCUCCCUAUGUCUAGAGAAGCAAGCCCCAUCUAUGGGAAGACCUUGUCUACAUACGAUUUUUUGUACUGAUCCCAGGCACCCCCUGUGGUGGCUGCACUAGAAAGAGUUUACACAGAUAGUAAGGCUUAUACAAACUAAUGUAGUUAUUAUGUGACCCUUCUAGAAGUACUGUAGAUUAAUUGUAGUGUUUAUAUUUCUUUUUAAUCAGCAAUCCAAGGUAGUAUAGAGAGUGUUGUAAUUAGUGGUGUGUUAUUUUUAUCUCAGUAACUAACUUGUGGGCAUCAGUAUUUUCAAUUUCUCUGUAUCUUCUUUCCUUGUGGUCUGUGCUCUAAGUGUAUGUGAAAUGAAACACACUUGUCCUUUCAAUGUGUCUAAUAUUGAAUUAUACUUAUAUAUUAUAUAUAUGCUUAUAUCCUUCUUAUACCCAUAUAGACCAAUGUCAAUGUGUUACAUGCAGGUUUUAUACUCUAAUAUUUAUAUUGCUUUUUUUCUUUGGGAAAAAAUAAUAAAAUGGUUUCUUCUGAA